CGGACUGUUUAUAGUGAAGGGAAGUGGCUUGUUUUGCGGUGGUGCCUAGUAGUAGCUUACUUUUACAGCUACGAAUCACUAAUACGUUUAUAAAAUAUAAAUUUAGAAAGUUUAUAGUUCUACUGUGUUAAUAAUGUUCGUAAAACAUGGCGGGGGAUGAACUUGCUGCGUUCAGGGAACGUUGGAGAAAAGAAAUCACUAGUAAAAACGAUGGGCAGCCACUUGUUUGUUCUUCUUCCCCUUCCUGCAGCAUUGCUGGUCAGUCAAGUCAAAGAUACUUUAAAGACUCAAAAAACAUCAAGAAGACGUGUAUUCCUUCAAAAACGGUAGACUGCACUAAUAAUGAAACGAGUUUGCCUGAAGGAGGUGAAGGGGCUGCAACAGAGUCUGAGGAGCAGCCUGAAUAUGUGUCCAUUGCGCGAAGUCUGCUGGAUGGAAGAACCAGUCCCCUGUUGGACAGGAUUGAGGAAGAGAGGAAGAGGAGAAAGAGGCGAUACCACAGUGAAACCGGUGUCUGCAGCUCAUCUCUGCAGCAGCUGCAGCCUCAGACCAGAGCCAGGAAAACAGAGGAGCUGGUGGAUCAGCUCAUCCAGGAUCUGAAUGAAGUCAACGACAUUCCCUUCUUUGAUGUUGAGUUACCGUAUGAGUUGGCCUUGAAGAUAUUCCAGUAUCUCAACUGUACUGAGUUAGGCCGAUGCGCCCAGGUGAGCAGGGCGUGGAGAGUCCUUGCAGAAGACUGCGUUUUGUGGUUCAGGAUGUGCACGAAGGAGGGCUAUCACCAGGACGCUAGCGUGUCCGACUCCCCCUGCUGGAAGAGCACGCUGCGAGACUGCAGGAACUCUGCCAGGACGGUGCGCUCUAACUGGAAGAAUCGAGUUGGAUCCAUCAGCCAGCUGCAGUUUGAGCUGGGGAAGGUGCUGUGUGACGUCAGCUCCUGUGACAACUUUGUCCUGGCUGGGUACACGUCUGGUGACGUGAGGUUGUGGGACACGCUGCACUGGGACUCAGCGGCCUCGUACCUGAAGUGUAACGGCCUGUCGGCGAACACGGAGCCCAGGCCGCACGUGAGCCGCGUCCAGGUGAGCGGCGCCGUGGCCGCGGCUGCUUAUGAAGACGGCUGUGUGGACGUGUGGAGCACAGAGACAGGGGGGGAGCCCAUCCACCACUACCAGAGCCCUGGGCGGAUCCAGACCCUGGCCUUGAGCUGCGACAGCCCCGUCCUGGCCUCCUCUGCUGGACCCGACGUGAGGCUGGACUGUGCUGAUGGCCGCGGCUACUGGAGGACUCUGUACCAGACUCAUGUACCCAAACCUGUAGAGAGCCUCGUCGUGGUGCCGGGCAGAAGGCAGGAGCUCCCGCUGGCAGCACUGGCAGCAGGAGAGUCUUUGUACCUGCUGGACCCGCGCGAGGAGCAGCCGCGUGUGCUGCACUCCGUCUACGAGCACCCCAUCACCUGCCUGGACGCCUCGCAGGCCCAUGCUGCAUUUGGGGUGAAGCGCUCUGGCUGGGCCAUGCACGAUGGAGGGAAUAAGGUCCACGUGUGCAGCCUGGAGACGGGCAAACCCGUGGCCAGUGUCGGCAGCUCGCCGGGGGAUUUCACCUGCAUCAACCUGAGAGACAGCCCUCCUCACCUGCUGGUGUGUGGGAACAAGGACAGGAGGGUGAGAGUGUUCGACCUGCGCUCCGGCUCCUCUGUGGCCUCGCUCUACGCCCACCACCUCGGCGUCACCGCGGUGCAGGCGGACGACUGGAAGCUCGUGAGCGGCGGCGGCGAGGGCCUGGUGUGUGUGUGGGAGAUGAGGAUGGGCACCAAGCUGUGGGAGACGCACAACAGGCAUCCUGUCCGACACGUGCGCUUCAGCACCCGCACGCUGCUGACGGCCAACGUCCCCGACGACAAGUCGCCGCGGGGGGCCUGCAUCACAGACGACGACCUCACGGCUCACCGCAGACACAGGGGCGUCGUCUGCCACUACGACUUCUCUGAGGACGCGCUGUCACAGGAUCACGUCCUGCCCAUCUGCAGGUCCGACUUCGCAGAGUCUUCCGGCUACAACUACAACAUCGGCCUGGCGGUGCCGUACGACCGCCUGUCGGGCUCCCACCCGUCCCACUGACGAACAGCAGUCACGACACACAGACACCGGUCAGAUCUCCAGACUGGUCCUUUUUAUUCAGUUAGUCAUGUGUUUUCAUCAAAGACCCCUGGACUCCUUCACUGUAGCGUCUUUACUUCCUGUUUGCUUCCUAUUUUUAAUCCACUGCUGCUGUGAAACAUCACAGCAAUAAAAGGUCCUUACUACCUCA
Molecule: messenger RNA, 2307 nt
Organism: Betta splendens (Siamese fighting fish)
Lineage: Eukaryota; Metazoa; Chordata; Actinopteri; Anabantiformes; Osphronemidae
Gene: fbxw8
Product: F-box and WD repeat domain containing 8
Exons: 11
Coding region: 147-2117 (656 amino acids)
Cellular component (GO): preribosome, large subunit precursor
Molecular function (GO): protein binding
Source: RefSeq, a predicted model, not a curated record